Molecule: messenger RNA, 2060 nt
Organism: Mesocricetus auratus (golden hamster)
Lineage: Eukaryota; Metazoa; Chordata; Mammalia; Rodentia; Cricetidae
Gene: Eid2b
Product: EP300 interacting inhibitor of differentiation 2B
Exons: 1
Coding region: 115-570 (151 amino acids)
Biological process (GO): negative regulation of DNA-templated transcription
Cellular component (GO): nucleoplasm
Molecular function (GO): transcription corepressor activity
Source: RefSeq, a predicted model, not a curated record
UUCUCCAGCGCGCCGAGGCCCGCGCAUGCGCACGGCCUCACCGCCGCUGGAGCCGGUUCCUAGCGCUCCUCGGCUCCGCGCUCUCCGGUGACCUAACGGACUCAACGAUCGGCGAUGUCCGAGCUGCCCGGAGAGAGCCGAGUCCCCGACCUGAGCCCCGUGGCUGGCAUCGGCGACGUCCUGCAUGGGGACGUGGGCGGAGGCAGUCGGGUCCCCGAGGCCCAGGAGGGCCCGCUGGCCGCAGCCGCCCGGUUCGUGGCGCCGGCCCCGGGCCCGCUUCCCAGGCGACUCCCCGGCGUGGCGGGCCUGGUGGCCAUGCCGCACGUCCACGCGCCGCUCCGCCUUCUAGAGCUGCACGAGCAGCGGAUGUUCCAACACUACCUGCACACCAACCCCCUGAUCCCCGCCCGGCUGCUCCGCGACAUCGAGGAGCGCCGCCGGCUCUUCGUGGAGGGCUGCAGGGCCAGGGAGGCGGCCUUCGACGCCAACCCCCCGCAGAUGGACUCGCACGCCCGCGCCUUCACGCUGGCGCUCACCGCCUCCGACGCCCGCGGCCCCACCGCUGACUGAAUUGGUGGCCUUAGCCUCUAAUGCCAGCCCUCGGGAGGGAGGAGGCUGGAGGAUCCGGAGUUCAAGGUCCCCUCGGCUACGCAGAGUGGGAGGCCAGCCUGGGCUACAGGAGACUCUGUCUUUUAUAUAAAAAAAUAAAAAUAAAAAGAUUGAUGGCCAGGAAGUCAGGUGACUCUUAGGGUCAAGGGCAGAGGCAGAAGUCUGGGCAAAUGUCAUGAGGUUGGGAAGUCCAAGCAGAUCUUAGGCGGGGGCAGGGUGGAGUGCAGCAGGACCCGGAGGUGGACACUUGGGGCUUGAAGCUGGUGGCAAAGAAGACUCUUCUGACUUCCUCCUCGUGACCGUUAGCGAUCCCCCUACCCCCCCGCAUUUGUGGGAACUCAAGGUUGCAUUACUAUGAAGGAUGGUUUUGCAAAGAUGAAGUCUAAGAAUUACCAAUGUUAAAAGAAAAAACUUAGAAAUCAACUGAGAUACGGAGAGAAACCGGGGAGAUUGGUUCACAGUUGCUCCUGGGUUUGACUAGCAUCAGAAGAGACAACUUGGACACUUCAGAACUGAGGGGUCAUCUCGUUAUCAGCUGACAAGCUCAAUGUGCCGUUAAUUCUUGUGUUUGAUGCUCUGUAGACAAGUUGUAAAUAUUCAGAUGGGGGGAAAUCAAGUAUGUGUUUGUGAGAUGAGUAUUUCUCAAGACAAUGUGCACUUGUAUCCACGGGGGAAUAGAUUUCAUUUUUUUAAGCUUUUAUUUAUUAUGUACACAGUGUUCUGUCUAUGUGUCUGCCUGCAUUCCAGAAGAGGGCACCAGAUCUCAUUAUAGAUGGUUGUGAGCCACCAUGUGGUUGGUGGGAACUGAACUCAGGACCUUUGGAAGAGCAGCCAAUGCUGGUAACCUCUGAGCCAUUUCUCCAGAACCAGAUUUCCUAUUUAAAUGACAGGUGUGCCGUCACAAGCCGCAGAAGUAGCAAAAGAUGCUUUGGGAAGUUAAACUUUUCUCUCUGCCACACUGAAAACUGUCUAAGCAAGCAUCCAUAGUGAUUUGGGUUGGGGUGGGGAGAUUGUUCUCUGAAGGGUUUUCAAAACCAUUUUCUAAUGCAUAUGCAAGUUGAAACCAACCAAAUUCUCUCUCCUAAUCCCGGUGCUGAGGAUGGGACCCGGAUCCUUACACUUGCUACCCCUGCCCUACAUUUCCAGUCCCUUUGAGUCAAGGUGGGGCUGGUGACAUUGGUUACAGUGUUGCCUCUGAGCCUAUUACUGAGUUUGAUCCUGGGACCCACAUGGUGUGAAGGUCCACUCCUCUUUCUGCUGACCACCACUCAUGUACACACACAUGCAAUGUAAAAAAAGAAAUCUCGAUGGUAUGUACCUGUAUCAGCAUCUCGGGUUUUUUAUAUUUUCAGUUAUAUGGGAAGUAAUUCUCUAUUGUUUUCUUUUUUAAUGACUACUGUUUACGGCUGUAUCUUAACAUAUUUAAUGAACUAGUCUUUUGGGCAUCUGGA